AUGGAUCUGGUGCGUUUUAGGAUCCUCGGUGUUAUGCAUGAUUUUUGGAGGAUAGGGUUGUUGGUUGCAAUCUCUGUUCCCAUAUCUUCGGAUUCUUUUGUGGUGAGGAUUUGGGAUCCAGGUGGUGAUAGAGCGUUUACUGUUGUUGAGCCAUAUUUCGUCGAGUUUGCUGAAAAGGUGACGGGGGCCAACCUCGAGGGGUCUCCCAAUUCCCCCUGGUGUGUUCGCUGGAACGUUUGUGGGCUUGGCGUCCGAUAA
This is a messenger RNA of Prunus armeniaca (apricot), 258 nucleotides long. Lineage: Eukaryota; Viridiplantae; Streptophyta; Magnoliopsida; Rosales; Rosaceae. The record is from the annotation of a GenBank genome assembly.